Molecule: messenger RNA, 2172 nt
Organism: Zychaea mexicana
Lineage: Eukaryota; Fungi; Mucoromycota; Mucoromycetes; Mucorales; Lichtheimiaceae
Exons: 15
Coding region: 1-2172 (723 amino acids)
Source: RefSeq, a predicted model, not a curated record
AUGCCACCCAAACGAGCACCAGGUUUCGGCAGCAAGCCAAAAGUAUCUUUUUCCAGCUACAGCAGAACUGGCGCGAAAAGAACUGUUAGAAUGGCGCAGCCUUUGUAUCCUGGAGGCACGCCGAAUGUCCCACCACCGCUUCGACAGCCAUCAUCAAAACCAUAUAAGCAGGGUUAUGGCAUCGAGGAACCCAAGCCUCAGGCUUUGGCUCCUAUCGAGGAUCUUCUUCUUUGCCCUUGCCCUGAGACAAAGAACAAAAAGAGAAGGCUAUCACUUGCAUUUACAAAUGUGUCGAGUUGCCAGAAUCCAAUACUGCAGCGAGUGCCUAGACCACUCAUUGCCCGUGGUUUGAUGCGUCGCCACCUCUUCCCUCUGACACCAUCUGAGCCGAAUCAUGCCAUACAUGUCGAGCAAAUGCGUAGUAUGCACAACAUGCACUAUCUUUGUCGCGCUUCUGCUCAUGCGAUUGCCAACUGGGCCCGCGCAGAGUAUCGCUACAAGCAGCGACUUAGCGAAGCACUCCCAAUGUAUGGGAGACUGAUGCUUAGCUUAGAAAAGGAUCUUAGAAACGGAUCUGAGCUACAAAGAGCAUGUCCGGCAUGCAUGUAUAUGUCUGGUCCCAAAAUUGUCGCUGCAGACGGUAACAUGCAACUACGACGCUUUGCGAAAACGAAGGACCCAAAAGACGUCGCAUUUACUGAUCAAGAAGAAGUGGAUUGGUAUUGGGUUAAAGAUAACCAAGUCGUCCAAUACCGUAACGCAGCAACUGAUGGCUGUAGCACGUGGCAAGCUCUCGAGAAGGGCCGCGGGCGUACCGAUCAUCUAGAUCAAAAUGGUGCAUUUGCAUGCACUUGUGGCCAUGGCCUUCCUCUGGCCAUUACAGACAUUACAACGCCUGGUGAACAUUGCUUGAAAAAAGUAACUGAGAUGUCAUUAUAUGGAUCGAACAUUCGCAUCAUGUAUGACGUCGGUUGCAAAAUUCGAAAAGCAUUACAGGAAUCGUUGGAUUGUAUUAAGGAUGUCCCUAUUGCUGUCGGUAUAUUCUACAUCACUGGACAUGCCCCACGGUGCCAGAUCCACUACCAUCCUCGCCUCAAGGAAGGACGGCUCACCUUGACUAUUGCUCUUGACUUUUACAUGCAGCAAAGAACAGACAAUAUUGGUGUGAACCUCCGGCGUAAGUAUAAACGCGCUUUGGAACUUAAAUCCGAUGCUUUGAAGACACUUUUGAAAGCCGGCAUUCAAGAAGGUGACGAGAAUUCUCUUGCAUCAAUGGCAAGGAAAUGGAAGGAGCACGUGGAUGAGACGGUUCAGAGGGACACAAACAACACCCGUCAAGGAGGAAGAAUUGGUGCCGCCAGUAGGGCUGUGGAGAACCUGCGCCUGGCCAUUGGCAUCUAUGACCUCAUAGAGAGAGCCUUUAAACAGCAGGGAAAUGGCCACAACCGAACCCAAAAUCUAGCAGGGCAAAGAAAAGCCGCCCGUGCUCAAGUCGAAAAACAAUUCAAUAACUAUCUUGAAAAGCUUUCAGUGGGUCCACUUUUUGGCUUCGAGCUUUAUCCCGACUCUAGCACAGUGCUGAAAAAAAACAGCCACUUUCGUUUCCGUUGUAACAUUAUUUCGCCUGUGGAAACUAAUACACCGUAUGACGCGUUUCACGGUUUAAGAAGAGCAAACGAAGAGCUUGAGCUGCUGAAGGACGAAGCCUCUUCGGUGAUCAAGUUCGGCCAUAACGUUAUAAGUAAGCUUCAAGAGGCCAUUGCAUCUGUGCCCGAAACUUUAGAGCGCGCAGAGGCGUGGAUGGAAGAGCAGCAACGACUUCUAGGCAGAAUUGCCAAUGGAUCAGCUUCCAUUGAUCCUGAUAUGUUGUCCAGAGGUGCGUCAGUAGUGGUACGAGGUGUUCAGCAGGAUGGCGAAGAAGAUGACGAUGACGAAGAAGGUGGACAGGAGACGGAAGAAUUAGCGCCUGACAUAGAGGCAGAGAAUGACGACGACGACGAGGAGUUGAUCGACGAUAAUGACGACAUGUUCAUGAACAUGUUUCCUGGGAUGAAAUCCCGGUUAAACCGAUUGAAGCUCGCCACUCCGUCUGCAACCAACGUAGUAAUCGGUGCAUUUACAUCACUGUUGAAAACAAGCUGCAUAGGCACUACAUACCGCUUACACAUGUAA